Molecule: messenger RNA, 4350 nt
Organism: Psammomys obesus (fat sand rat)
Lineage: Eukaryota; Metazoa; Chordata; Mammalia; Rodentia; Muridae
Gene: Fibcd1
Product: fibrinogen C domain containing 1
Exons: 7
Coding region: 1-1380 (459 amino acids)
Source: RefSeq, a predicted model, not a curated record
AUGGUCCACGAGCGCUGGAAGACCGUGGGCGGCGCGUCCCAACUUGAGGACCGACCGCGCGACAAACCGCAGCGACCAAGCUGCAGCUAUGUGCUCUGCACGGUGCUCCUGUCUCUCGCAGUGCUGCUGGCCGUGGCUGUCACCGGAGCAGUUCUCUUCCUGAACCAUGCCCAUGCCCCAGGCACGGCGCCCCCGCCCAUCGUCAGCACCGGCUCUGCAGGGGCCAACAGUGCCCUGGUCACCGUGGAGAGGGCCGACAGCUCCCACCUCAGCCUUCUCAUCGACCCCCGCUGCCCGGACCUCACCGACAGCUUCGCCCGCCUAGAGGGCGUGCAGGCCUCCAUGCUGCGGGCACUGAGUGAGCACCAGGCGCAGCCUCGGCUGGAGGGCGCCUCGGAGCUGCUGGACGCACUGGCUGACCAGCUGCCUCGGCUGCUGGCCCGGGCCUCUGAGCUGCAGGCCGAGUGCGCUGGCCUGCGCAAGGGACACAGCUUGCUGGGCCAGGGCCUCAGCACCCUGCAGAGCGAACAGGGCCGCCUCAUCCAGCUUCUCUCUGAGAGCCAAGGUCACAUGGCUCACCUGGUGAACUCAGUCAGCGAUGUCCUGGAGGCUCUGCAGAGAGAGCGGGGGCUGGGACGGCCCCGUGUCAAGGCUGACCUUCAGAGGGCCCCUUCCAGGGGAGCCCGGCCUCGAGGCUGUGCCAACGGCUCUCGGCCCCGGGACUGCCUGGAUGUUCUCCUGAGCGGACAGCAGGAUGACGGUGUCUACUCCGUCUUCCCCACGCACUACCCGGCUGGUUUCCAGGUCUACUGUGACAUGCGCACUGAUGGCGGAGGCUGGACGGUGUUUCAGCGCCGGGAGGACGGCUCUGUGAACUUUUUCCGAGGCUGGGAGGCGUACCGGGAGGGCUUCGGCAAGCUCACAGGGGAACACUGGCUGGGGCUCAAGAGGAUCCACGCCCUGACCACACAAGCGGCCUACGAGCUUCACGUGGACCUGGAAGAUUUUGACAACGGCACAGCCUACGCCCACUAUGGGAGCUUCGGCGUGGGCUUGUUCUCUGUGGACCCCGAGGAGGAUGGCUACCCACUCACCGUGGCCGAGUACUCGGGCACUGCAGGUGACUCCCUCCUGAAGCACAGUGGCAUGAGAUUCACGACCAAGGACCGAGACAGCGACCACUCAGAGAACAACUGUGCUGCCUUCUACCGAGGGGCCUGGUGGUACCGCAACUGCCACACCUCCAACCUCAACGGCCAGUACCUGCGUGGCGCUCACGCCUCCUACGCCGACGGCGUCGAGUGGUCCUCCUGGACCGGCUGGCAGUAUUCCCUCAAGUUCUCGGAGAUGAAGAUCCGGCCGGUCCGAGAGGACCGCUAGACUGGCACGCUGCCCGGCACUCUUUAGUUCUAGCCCCCACGCAUCUCACCCAGUGCCCACUCCGUGCCCACUGCUGCGAGAGCGUUCUCCUCUGCCCACCUGUGCAUGGCUGACCUGCUCUGUGUUAGGGAUGGCCCGGGUCCAGCCCUGAAACUCAGCUCCCCAGGCCAGUGACACCGAUUCCCAACCAGGUCCCUGCCUAUCGGCUGACAGGAUCUCUUGUUUCGACUGGAGGGGAUGGCACCUGGCAACCCCAAAUCUCACCUGCCCAGGCUUUGGUCCCCAUGCUUUGUGUGCUUCCCAGCAGGGCAGCACUCCCCAGCUUUCCCGGCUUUGCAAGAACCUCAAGAGUAGGGGGCAGACAGCACUCAAGGAGGAAGUCUCAGGCCUAGCCCUGUUCCCUCAGGGCCUGGAGACCCCACCUCCUCUCAGAGGACCGCAAAUAGCUGAGGUGGCUGUCUCUUGUGGCUAACUGGGCUGGGGCACAGCUGUCUACAAAGCCCCCAACGCCGAGGCCAGUCCUCUAGGCCACCCUUCCCUGGGUGGGUUCUGUUCUGGCUGCUUUCAAAGCCCAUCUGCACUUUCCCACUCAAACCAGCUUCACCUGGCCUCCUGCAUGGCAGCCGUGGCUCCUGCUCCCCACACCGACUGCCUGUCAGACAGGGGUGGGACUGGCCUAAGCCCAUGAGAACCUCUUGGGGUGGGGCUGUGCCAGGCUUUUAUACUCUGCCAACCUCCAUGGAAUGACUGUAGGAUCAGAGAGUAGAAGCAAGCCAGCCCUGGGACUCAGCAUGGCGCAAGGCUGCCAUCUCUGCAGAGAGGCUGCCCCCUGCUGGUAAUCAUGGGCACUGCCACCAGGGCCUAACUGGGGCAGGAGCCUGAGGCAGCAUCAAGCAGGUUGGACGUCCAGACAUUUUCUUGUCCAGCCUUCUCAGCACCUGCACCCCACCAUUGCCCCCUACAGGUGAUCCCCAGGAAGGCAGGAUGCAGCCCCAGACCUCAUGAUUCUGUGUCCUAUGAGAACCUGAUAGGUGCUUUGAAAGGGCUGGAAGGAAGGAUGGCAAUGGUGACCCUCCUGGCAGGGACACAUGCCUCUUCCUUCUGCUAGACUUGUGCCAAAGCCUGAAUGCCACUGAUGGACGGUGUGACCUGCUCAUUCUUCACACUGGGCCUCAGGUCCUCAGCAAGGGUCCGUAACACAUCUGUGCAGGUCAAAGCCACCCUAGGUGCUGGACGAGGCCAGCUGUUGCUUACUUGGUCCCCAGCUGGUGUCAAGAAAAGUGAUUCCUGCCCAGAGUAGCCAAGGUCUGGUGGAACAAGGGGCACACGGGGAAGUCCUCUCACAUUUUUUUCUCUGCCCUUGACACCUGGCACCUAGUCUCAUCACAGGGUGGGUGGGAGCCCCAACACCUCCUGGCAGACACUCCCUGCCCCCGAGACUGGUGCCAACGUGGCCUCCGCUGCCAGCUGCCCCUGUGAGCGCUGCUUAGAAGUGCCGAGCGCCUUCUGAUGUGGUAUCAAAGAAACCUCUGCUAGUGAAGUAACAGAUUCACACAUGUGAGCGUGUGACGGGAGGCAUGGGCUACCGGCCAGGGGCAGGAUGCGGGGCUCAGGAGCUGAAGUUCAUCCAACAGGGCAGCUGGUGGACAGGUGAGAGGGCGACUGGCUUCUGGCUGCACUGGAGACAACAGCCACUGCCCCAGGGACACCAAGCCCUCCCCCAGGCCAGGCUGGGACUCUAGGGGGUACAGCUUUGCAGACCACUGGCUGAGUGGGCACGGAGUGGGGAAAGAUCAGAAAAUAGGUCUACCUUCAUCACCUUCAUCACCUUCAUCUUCCUAGUGUCCAAGGCAGGUGGGAGCACUGUGCCUGCACACUAGGCCACAGCCUCCAGCCCUGGCUUGACUUCGCUGGUCUGAGGUCUGGACAGACGGCUGUCACCUGGGAUCAGAGUGGCCACAGGAAGCAGGAAUGCUUUUGGGGGGUCAGGGCAGCCCCACUGAGGCACGAUGAUGUUACUGACCCUCCAGACCUACUUUGGAUUAGCAAUGGAAUGACUGAGCUGAGAGAGUCCCAGAUGCCACGUGGCCAAGCCAUGCGGCUUUCCUUCUUGGGCAGGGUCUCCAAGCCCCAUGCCAGGGUCUUGGCACUGUGGCUGUCUCUACUUUGCAAAGCAUCAAAGCUUCUUUCCAAGCCCAAGCUGGCUCCAUGGAUUCUACCAAAGGCCUCAAAAUUGGCUUCACCCGAGUCAUGCCAACGGCCUCCUAGCCAGCAUGCCUCACAUGGGCAUGGCCUUGGUUCCCCUGCAAGCCUGGGCUGGUGGGAGGUCAGAGCUGUGAGCCUCCGCUGUGACAGCGGCUCACGUGAGUGGGACACUAAUGUUGGAGUGGCAUCACCGGGGCCACGUGUCCUUGUCACCUCAGGCCUCCAGGUGGAGUGCAGGAGUCUGUGGCCCCCAAGCAGCACUCCUGGGAGAGAGCAGGGCCUUGGAGAACCAGAAAGUCUGCGAGCAACAGUGCGAGCUUCCAGCUUCAACCAAGAUGACUCGGCCGUGAGGUGGGAGAUGGGGGACAGGGGGCAAGAGCAAGGCCCUUGCUGCCCUGACCCCUGUCCUGUGAUCUGGAGAGCAACAUGCUGGCAGGAGACUCACGGGACCCACAACUGUGGUGAAACAACAGAGCCAAGGGUCUGGGAGCCUCUGAGAGCCUCAGUUUCAGUGACAGUUGCCCCAGGCUCGGAUGGCACACUGUAGGGGUCCUUAAAUUGGGAGGCCUGGAACCAGGUUGCCCUGGAACUGGGGUGGGGGCCGGGCUCCUCCUGAGGCUCGCUGUGAGGAGCAGGGCAGGUGUGCAUGCUGGCCAGCCAAUGCAGUGGGGCACCCCACGGGCAGAGAGUGUGGGGCAGUUGCUACUUGGGGCUCUGUGCACUCAGUGUCUUGUAUAUCCCUGUCUUCAAUAAAGUCUUGUGGUG